Oxyura jamaicensis (ruddy duck) is the source of this 1482-nucleotide messenger RNA. Its product is annotated as D-threo-3-hydroxyaspartate dehydratase-like. The coding region runs from base 260 to 1384 and encodes 374 amino acids. The record is from RefSeq and is a predicted model, not a curated record. The transcript has 8 exons. Gene Ontology annotation, molecular function: D-serine ammonia-lyase activity. Gene Ontology annotation, biological process: D-serine catabolic process. Lineage: Eukaryota; Metazoa; Chordata; Aves; Anseriformes; Anatidae.
GCGCUGAGCGACCGCGGCGCCCGUGUCCUCCCCUGCCCCGGCACCGGCCGGGGCCCCACGGCUGGCAGCGACCUCUGUCCCCGAGCGGGGCUGGCCGCGGGUGCCCACGGCGUCACGUGGAGCCGCACCAGCCAGAGGCCGCCGGGAGCCGAGCCGGGAGCAGCCGCGGCGGCGGAGCACCCCCAAAUCCCACCCCCAUCCCCGUAGGGUUGCGGGGGGCCAUCCUCCCACCCCCCCCCCAAAUAAAAGAAGUGCCACCAUGUGGCUGGGCGCCCGCCUGGACGCGCUGCCCACCCCGGCGCUGGCCGUCGACCGUGCCACGGCGCGCCGCAACGCCGAGCGCAUGCAGGAGCGCUGCCGAGCCCUCGGCCUCCGCCUGCGGCCCCACGUCAAGACCCACAAAACGCUGGAGGGCGGCGCGCUGGCCACGGGCGGCACGCGGCGCGGCAUCGCCGUCUCCACGCUGGCCGAGGCGCGCUUCUUCGCCGACGGCGGCUUCGACGACAUCCUGCUGGCCUACCCGCUGCCCGCCGGGCGCCUGGAGGAGUGCGCCGAGCUGGCCCAGCGCCUCGACGCCUUCCAGGUGCUGCUGGACAGCCCCGGAGCUCUGCAGCGCCUGCGGCAGCGCCCGCUCGCCGGCGGCAAGCGCUGGCUCGUCUGGCUCAAGCUCGACUGCGGCAACGGCAGAGCCGGCGUGCGCCCCACGGACCCCGGCGCCCUUCCCCUGGCCCGGGCCAUCGCGGAGGAGGCUCCGGAGGAGGUGACGCUGCUCGGGAUCUACGCGCACUGCGGGAACACCUACGGCUGCAGCGGCGUGCCCGCCAUCCAGGCCAUCGCCAGGGCCACCACCGCCGCCGUCCUCGACUUCGUGGCCGCGCUGCGCCAGGCCGGCGUGCCGUGUCCCCAGGCCAGCAUCGGCUCCACACCAUCCUGCAGCCACCCGGUCCCCGAGAUGGCCGAGCUCACCGAGGUCCACCCGGGCAACUACAUCUUCUACGACCUCCAGCAGACGCUGCUGGGCUCCUGCCAGCCCCAGGACGUGGCCAUCCGCGUCCUCACCAGGGUGGUCGGCCACUACCCGCACCGCAACCAGCUGCUGGUGGACGCCGGCUGGACGGCGCUCAGCCUCCACGGGUGGGCGCAGUCACCCGCCGGCUGCGCCGCCGUCGAGGGACAUCCCCAGCUCCGGCUGGCGGGGCUGACGCAGGAGCACGGGCUCCUGGAGCCCACCGGCGGGCAGCUGGAUUUCGGGAGGUUCCCGGUGGGCACCGUGCUGGCCCUCGUCCCCUUCCACGCCUGCGCCACGGCUGCCAUGCACCCGGUGUACUACGUGCACGAGGAGGGCGAGGUGGUGGCCCUGUGGCACCCCGUCCGCGGCUGGUAGAGGUCGUCCUGCGCCGUGCGGGGCUCCUGCGCCCACCCUGGGGUCCUGCGCCCACACUAAGACCCCGUACUCACACCAAGACCCCACACCAAGACCCU